This is a messenger RNA of Paramormyrops kingsleyae, 4205 nucleotides long. The record is from RefSeq and is a predicted model, not a curated record. NCBI's taxonomy places the organism in Eukaryota, Metazoa, Chordata, Actinopteri, Osteoglossiformes, Mormyridae.
UGGGUUUGAACAGCUGACCUACAGGUUAUCCCAAAAACCUGCAUACACACCGGCCCUUUGCGGAUAAGAUCGCCCAGCCCUGCUGUAGAGUGAAAUGGACGGGGUGAGGAAAGGUAAGUAUGCUAAAAAAAGGAAGCCCUCACUUAGAGGAAUGGGCUUCAUGUCCAAGGUAGGUGUCAGGCUUGGUCUCAGAAGUAGCCUGUAAUCUGGGGAAGGAGCUGGCAGGUAUUUAUGUCUGAAGAGGUUUGAUAUUAUAUAGAACUUCAGGGGUACAUCUGUGAGUAGCUUUGGAGUAAAAUGUGGGGUCAACAAUAAAAACAAUAAUAAUGUGCUGCACGAAUGGAUGGAUGGAUGGAUAACAUUCAGGUUCUCUCUGCAAAGCAUCCAUGGAGACUAUACAGCUGCACCGUCAGUCCCCCUGCAAUUAUGGACAGUAGCUUUUGUUCUUUCUUCUCUGGCAUGUUCCUGAUCAUUAACACAGAAGAGCAGAACGUGUUCAAUUUUUAACGCUUUGUGCUCUGUAAACCUCCAUAUACCGACCACUUAUACUUUUCAGUAGGAUUUAGGGCAUGUUGUUUUUCGAAUGAAUGAUUUCCAUUAUGAAAAGCAGUGUGCAUGUGCCCAGACAUGUUUCACAUAAUAACAUCAGAAGUUAUUUCAGACCCCUAUUUAUAUGUCAGCCACUCUAAUAACAGGUCUGUCCAUUAUUUUUAACAUGUCAUUGAAGUGCCUUCUCAGCUGAGAGUGCUAACGGUUUAGGUCGGGAACAAUGAUAUACUGGCACUCAAGUGCUUGUAUCAAGUGUUGAUAUUUUUAACAUCGCUGUAAUUCCAAUAUCACUGCCUUCCAAUGCUACUUCAGUGGCCUUUUAUCAACUCCCCCUGUCUCCUAUAAAUGGCAGGAAAACAGGUCAAUAGCCAUACGUGUUCAACACAUCACAUACAGUAUGGACAUUUAUAGUACAAUGAAAUCACCGUGCGGUAUAUUUACAAACAUUGUGCUUGGCUUGGCUGUCUCAGUAUAACUUAUCUGACCGAAGUGGAAAAUAUGGAGCUCCUCCCACAACAGAUGUAUUAAUGAUCGAAUGUCCUUAACUGCUGGCCCAGGUUAACUUCCAUACAGAGAACUGUCUCGACCAUCUGUCCCACCUAAACCAAAAUAUCCCCAACAUGCUGAUCUGUUGCCAGUAGAGCAAGGGGUAUAGGAGGGGAAACGUGACGGAGGAGGGGUGUGCAAGGCUGGGGGAUUCCCAUGUCCACUGGUCCUGCUGGUGACACGGGAUGACCGACACCCGCUCAGUCAUGCAACAAAAGCCAUGUGUGGGACAGCUACGGACCGACAGGACCCCGACUCUAACUAACACAGGCCAAUCCGGCCAACCAGAUGAUGUCAGCAGGUUCCUGAAGAUGGACCGAGAAAUGAUGUGUGACCAGGACAGUCCCAGCGAGUACCGUCACAGGGGAUACUACCUGGUGCAGGUGGGGGACAUAUUAAACGGACGCUACAAAGUGCUGACCAAGCUCGGAUGGGGCUACUUCUCCACUGUAUGGCUCUGUUUGGACCUCAGGCUCUCCCGGCGAGUGGCUCUGAAGGUGUUGAGGAGCGGGCCCGGCUUCACACAGGUGGCGCAGGACGAACUGGCCCUGCUGCGCUGUGCAGGUGGCCCCAGCAGUAAGCAUAUGCACAGCCAGCGCAUUGUCCGGCUGCUGGAUGACUUUAAAGUGGUCGGCGAGAACGGGAUCCACAUGUGUCUGGUUCUGGAGCUGCUUGGCCCAGACCUGUAUAGCUGGCAGGAAUGUUUUGGAGACCCUGGACUUUCUGUGCUCUGGGUUAAACAUAUCAUUAAACAGGUUCUGCAGGGACUUGACUAUUUACAUACCAAGUGUAAAAUAAUACACACAGACAUAAAGCCAGAAAAUGUGCUGCUGUGCUUUGGAACGCAAUCAAACAGUCAGACAGCAGGGGGCGACGUAGGAUCAACACAGACCACUGGCCAAGAAACACAAUCCAGGAAUGGUGAUGGAAAGGACCCUUGGACAUCGACGGCACUGGAGGACAUCACGGUGAAGAUCGCAGACCUGGGCAGCUCCUGUUGGGUGUAUAAGCACUUCUCUGAAGAAAUCCAGACGCGUCAAUACCGAUCUCUGGAGGUGCUUCUGGGUGCAGAGUACGGCCCGCCGGCUGACAUCUGGAGUGUCGCGUGCAUGGCAUUUGAACUGGUGACUGGAGAUGCCUUGUUUGAACCUAAAGCUGGACGCUGCUUCUCUUUAGAGGAAGACCACAUUGCUCAUAUUAUUGAGCUUCUGGGAAGAAUCCCUGCCACAGUGGCUCUUUCUGGAAAAUACUCCACCGAGUACUUCGACCGCAGAGGAAACCUUCUCAGGAUCCGAGUGCUGCGUCCCUGGAGUUUGUACGAAGUCUUGGUGGAGAAGUACCACUGUGGGCUGAAGGAGGCCUCGCUGUUCUCGGAUUUCCUGUUGAACAUGCUGGACUUCCUUCCGGACAGGAGGGCCACUGCGACCCAGUGCCUCAGCCAUCCCUGGCUCAGCUCCUGAGCUCUGAGGGGCCCCUUGUGCUACCUGACCUACGGUUUCUUUUGACUUGCUGGCCACUCUGAUCACUAAGCAUCUUAGAGUGCUAUGAGAAAAGAGCCAAAUCUUUGGAUUAUCAGGAGCAAAAGAAUACGGAAUGAAAAUGGCCAGGGGAACUGAAACAAAGCAAACGACAUCUAGUCUAUGGACAAUAUAUUACCUUUAUUCUAAAUUCAGAACAUCUUUGGAGAUUUUGUCCUAGAGCAGACCUGGAGAAAGCUGACCCACAGGCCUUAUCCGGCCUGCAGAGUUAUUUUUUCUAUAUUUUUACCGUAAAUGUUAUGUCCAAUCUAUGAAGAUUUUAAAUAUGUUAAACAUGAAAAAUUCACUUUUGCUUUUUUAAAAAUACAUUUAGAAAUCAAUAGAAUCAGUGCAAUCUAACUACAUGUAGUAAGUGUAUAAUAGUAGCUUUCAUGGGGCAUGUAAAUAUUUAUUCAAACAUGGACCUGCUAUAAAAUACAGGCCCAGCUCUGUAAUAUAGAGACUGGGUGCUUGUGCAUGAUGCUCCUUGGGUAAUGCUGUGACAAUUCUUCAUGCGGCACUUGUUCUUGUUAUGGGGUAAAAUCAUGGCAUGUGUCCGCUGAGAAUAUUAUUACAUCGUAUGAUGCAGAAAAGAACUGCUAAGGAAAAAAGUUAGUCUGAAAAUUAGUGGAGACUGUGGUGGAAAUACCAUAAUUACAGAAAAGCCUGGUCUCAAUCUGCAAGAGACCUCUUCCUAUUAUACACAGUACAAAUUUGUCUUGUAAUUUUGUAAUUAUUAUGUGAUGAUGAACUCACAGGAUGGGAAUAUUAAGCACAAGCGUUUUAUGAUUGGAAAUAAGUAAAGGCUAAAUUUCUCUAAUGUGCAGGAAGAGAAAUUUGACAUUUGAAUGUGUCACAUUUUGUCAAAAGGUAGAUUUCAUGGCGCAUUUCAAAUUUAGUCCCAUGUUGCCUAUGAUUUGUGUUUCUUGGGUGACUGACUUUUAUCUGUCAUUUCCCACAAUUCCCACCAGUUUAAUUAACUGAUAGAUAGCGCCAUAAGACACCAUAAGAUAUUGGGCACCAUCUGUCUAGUCUAAAAAAAGUAUGCAGGAUGAUGCAAUUCUCAGACAAGAGCAGCAAGAACAUCUUUGGUCCUAACUUUGCUCCUAUAGUGAGAUUUUCUUAAUUCUGGGAAAUUCUAUAUGAAGAUAUAUCCAUGAAUUCUUAUUGAUUUAAGCCUUGAAAUUGCCCCAAGAAGUGUUGAAUAUAAUGAAUAUAAUGGGGUAAAAUUUACAAAUCUGUUUGUGUGCACUGCUGCAGAAUCUGUUAUAUGAGUAUUUUUACUAUUAUUAAAUUAUAUCUUUAAAACAGUAAUUCAUGAACUAUAAUAUAAUGUGUUUUAGGUUUAUUUAUUAUUUCCUUCAGAUAAAAUAAAGCCAUAUUUUGAAGUGCAAUACUGUAGAAACAUUAAUUAGCCCUUCUUCCCAUGUAAUUAUAGUGCAAAUACUAAUGCAGACAGUCAAUUAUCCAUCUAAUUAAUUGCAAUGCUGGUUGAGGGUACAAGGAGCAAUGGUGUAUGUCUGAUUUUAGCAUCAGAACCAAAUCAGGCCUGAAACCCUUGACCCUUAAACACACAUAAUAUUCCCACAAAAU